Caenorhabditis briggsae is the source of this 2139-nucleotide messenger RNA. It is a transcript of the gene Cbr-ain-1, whose product is annotated as Protein CBR-AIN-1. Lineage: Eukaryota; Metazoa; Nematoda; Chromadorea; Rhabditida; Rhabditidae. The transcript is spliced from 5 exons. The record is from RefSeq and is a predicted model, not a curated record. Bases 1 to 2139 code for a protein of 712 amino acids.
AUGUUAUACUGCUCACCGACCUGUCAAACAACUCUUAUCAAUCAUUGUAUCAGUUUUCUCCGCCUCCUCAACUCGAUUCAAAAUCACUCUCCAUCUUUUAUCGAUAACCAUUUUUUCUACUUUCAGCUCACCUCAAACUCUGAUCGCCAGAGUGCGAUCAACGCAACCAUGGAGAGUCUCGAAAGAAGCUUGAAUAACAUCUCAAUAGACGAUUCAUCAUGGCGUCCACACGACCAACAACAACCGCAGCAGUCUGUAUGGUCUAAUGGUGGAGUACCACACCAGCCCGGUAGAGGACCUGGUGGCGGUGCAGUCUGGGCUCCACCCGUUCCACAGUUCCAGAACAGGCCUCCGUGGCAGCAAGAGCCAAAUGAUAUGGAGCAAAACGUAAAUGAGACGUUAGGGCUCGGUGGGAUGCCACCGAGUCAGACACCACAAUGGGGAGGCAUGCCAAAUUCGGAAUACGACAACAAACAAAUUUGGGCAGACCCAGCAAGCGACGUGCAGUAUCCACCACCGCCAGCACAUGCUCCAUUCGGAGCGCUAAACGGAAUUGGCGGACCCAAUGGAGAUUGGUCAAUGGGAUCACAACCAAAUCAUCAGCCUUGGAGUAAUGGUGGGAUGGGAAAGGAAUCGGAUGAGUUCUGGAAGAAUCAACCACCACAUCAGCAACCACAAUACCCAAUGCCCCUACUGCAAGGCGCUUGGAAUCCGCGUGGUAUGAAUCACGGACCACCAGGGCAGGGUUCCCGUGGUGGACCGAUGAUGCAGCAGCAGGAUUAUCAAAGCGGAUGGGGAGGACCCAAUAAUAUGGGAGGCAACAAGCAAAUGAACCGACAAUGGGGACACGAUAACAACCGUGGAAUGCAAAUGGGACAGAGGAAUGGUCGUCCGAAUCAUAAUCAAGGAAGAUACAAUGCGAAUAUUGAUGUAUCUGUUCCACCACCGAUGGAUAUGCAUGGAGGAAUGGGUGGAAAUAUGAGGAAUAUGGGAGGACCUCCAAAUGGAAAUCAUGGAUGGAAGAAUACUGGAGGCAUGGGAGGCGGCGGCGGCGGCGGCGGCGGUGGUCGAUACGGUGGCAACAACUAUAACAAUCGUGGUGGCGGAAAUAUGGGACAUCAAGGAGGCAACCAGGGUGGCAACAACAUGUGGAAUAAUGGUGGUGGUGGUAAUGGAGGAAAUCAAGGGAGCAUGCAGCAGUAUGGAAUGGGAGAUCAAUCUGGCUCGCAGUUCUCUGUCGGUGGAGCAGCUGAUGAUCUCACACUGUCGGUCUGGCAUGAUCCUAACGGAGAGCUGAAGAAGUGGCAGAGGGAUACCGGAGUGUCGUAUUGGGGAGAUCCGGAGAAGCAGAACGACAAAACGAUCAACCUCUGGCUGGUCGCUGAGGGAGCCGAUGAAGAUUUGGAAACCGCUCUCAAUCGGUGCCCUGUUCCACAGAAGAAGGAACACGGAGGCGAGGAUACCAACCAACGCUUCCCAUUCCCAAUUCCAGCUAAACGUCCAAUCGUUGUUACCGGAUGGGGAGAGCUUCCAGAGAACGAUCCAAACAACCCGAACAAGACCGAGUCCAACAUUUUCGAGGAGACCAACCGUUGGAACGACGUGGCCACUGAGCAAAACCCAUGGUAUCUUCCAAACCACAACGCCAACAACUUCUCGGCUGACAACACGACUGGAUCGUGGGUGCAAGGAGGAACCAUCCCAAUCAACGAGCCAGGAAAUCAUAUCAACAUCCCAGAGAUGCUCAAGAAUGCUGUUGCAAAGGGAUAUUUGGAUCAGUGCGUACCAAUGUUGGCUAAUCUUCCACAGACGGUGUUAAAAUAUGUGAACAUGCUGUUGGUGAAGAUUCCAGCUUUGGAAAGUGUCGAGGAUGAGUUGAAGCAGAUUGUAGAAAGCUCACGCCCAGAUGACAGCACUGAAAUCGAUCCCCAAAACCAGCAAAAGUACAUGAACGACAGCCAGAAGCUCGAGCACAACCGUCUCAUCAUCGAAGUCACCACUGCUCGUAUCGAAGUUCAGGACUACUCCAAAAAGGUGAAUCGAGCUCUCAUUGAAGCUGGAAUUGUUCACCCACAAGAGCAACGUGCUCCAGCCGCCGCUGCCACUUCGGAAGAGUACCAUUACUCAUUCCUCGAAUAG